UCCGCAUUCAGCCUGCCCGCCCUCCGCAUUCCGCGGUUCCUUGAAAAGAAACAGCCUCUCCAAGCAUGAGGAGCAGGCGCCCGCGAAAUGUCAGCUUACUGCCGCCUCCCGUGCUUCAAAGCUUGACCACCCCAUGUUCCCUUGCACUGCUUCGUUAGCCACUUACCCAUGACAGCCGAGCGCAACACGUCCCACCUCCCCUUGCCGCCGCUGAAGCCAUCCACAGGUUGGAGUAGAUAAGCACUGGGCAUGAUGGCUGCAGCAAGUGGUGGCAAUGGUCACAUGGACGUAGAUGACCAGUCAGAAUCAGAUGCCUUGCCAGUGCAGAAACCACAGAAUACAGUAAAUAGGUGCCAGACAGAUCAGGAUGCAGAGGGUCGAAUAUGUGUGCAAGCUCCAUCAAGACAGCAGAAUCAGCAGGACCUAGAGGAAGGGAGCCACACAGGUCAAAAUGCAGGAGACUGUCGGCAAUCGGAGGGCCGACCAGUGAAGGAUACAGGGAACCCAGGUGGUCGAGAUCAGGAGAAAGGACAGGAUGCUGGAGAACAGCAAGAACACCAAACUGGACAGAAUCCGGUGGACCCAGAGGAAGCGGCGGCCCAGCAGCUGCGGCGUGCUGCGGAAAAGGGCGACGUGGCAACUCUGGAGCGGCUGCUGGACUCGGACCCAUCUCUGGCAAUGCGCACCGAUGCCGACGGCUACACGGCGCUGCAUCGGGCCUGCUAUGCCGAUCAGCUGGAGGCCGCGCGGCUACUGCUUGAGAGGGCUCCGGACACCUUGGAGUGGCCCACGGUCGACUGUUGGCGCCCGCUGCACUCGGCUUGCAAGUGGGGCGCACUCAAUUGCGCGCGGCUGCUAGUCGACUGGGGCGCCGACGUGAACGCGCCCAGCGAAGGCGGCCUGACGCCGCUGCACCUGGCGGCCAGCCAGGCACGUUCUCGGGCCCUGCUCGAGCUGCUGCUGUGGUCACCAUUCGCCAAUGUCGAUGCGCGCAGCCGUGCGGGCGACCGACCCGCUGACUUGGCCCACCGCCAUGGCCCAUGGGCCAGCCUGUUCGCGCUGCACGCCCCGGCGGUCAACCACUUCUGAUGACGACUUGCCUCGAAGACGUGUCACGAGUGUGCGCGAGGAUGCACUUCGUUUUGCGACACGACAAGGAACGGUAACGACUGCCAAACCUUGCUGUGCUGUUCAGGUGUGUUCAUUCCCUGCGGCUUACAGAGAUCCUGAUCGUCUUCACAGUUAACUUGCCACGGUUCCUCCUAAUUAUGGAAUGGGCAGAUUAAACAAUAAUGUUGACCUUC
Messenger RNA from Dermacentor albipictus, 1304 nucleotides. Its product is annotated as ankyrin repeat domain-containing protein 49-like. Gene Ontology annotation, molecular function: protein binding. The record is from RefSeq and is a predicted model, not a curated record. Lineage: Eukaryota; Metazoa; Arthropoda; Arachnida; Ixodida; Ixodidae.